UUAGUAAAAAUUGUGAUAAAAGUGAAUUGUUUUUUAUGAAUUGUUCUUCGUAACGAAACCAUUCUCAAUGGUAUACAAGUAAAUGCAAACGCACGUCAAAGGUAAAUAAAUAAUGAACGCAUUAUACUAUCUGCAGUUUUAGUGUUGCUUUAGUGUUAAAUAAAUAAAUAAAUGAAGUUAAAAUAUUAACUUUUGCUGAUUAAGAAAUUUUAAAGAAUGAAACCUGAUAAUUUUGAAAAGAAUUCGCAAUGUGAAGUUAUGUUCUAAAACCUCUUUAAAUAAGGCGGGUUGACUUACAUGUGUAAGGCUUAUAAUCGUUCACAAUAGUGCCGUUAUAGUGUGUGAUGAUGUUGUCAUAUACAGAUAUAAACAAUUAAUUUUAUUCUUUACGAAUAUAUUUUUUCCUUUUGCUUCAGUCCGUUCCAACAAAUUUAUUAUAUCAAAGUUUUGUAAGGAGCUCUCUAAUUUUCUGAUCCUCUUUCGCCAACUUCUCAUGUUUUUGCAUAAUAUUGUACACUCUGGAUAUUUACUUAAUUUUAAAACCACUUUUACUACUUUACAAGAAAAAAGGGAAGAAAACCAAAAUAAAUAAUUUUGUAAAUAUAAUAACAUGAAAUAAAUACGAGGAAACAGAAAUAUCGAGCAAUAGUCGCAAAUCCACUUAUUUAUAAAGCGAAAAAAUUCAAAAUUUCUAUUGAAUAUAACGCGCGUUGAACAAUAAGAAGUAAAAUAGUGUAAAGUGAACAAUGUCCACGAAGAAAGAAUCUUUUCUAAUGAAGUAUGAGUAUGAAGAUAGCAGUAUUAAUAACACACUUUAUUACCCCGAAUAUAACGAAGAAGAUCAACAAAGUGACCAAAGUCAAGCGAAUGACAGUUUAGGUGUAUUAACGACUGUUAAAACCGUCGCCGGUGAUAAUGUAAAUAUAUAUUUAAGAACGGGUAACAAAAUACUCUUUUGCUCGGGUAAAUAUUUUUACAUAUCUCAUACGACCGCUAAUACUGACCAUCAAAAGGAAUAUACGGGUGUAGUAGGAGUCUGUCAUAAUUGCGGGGCCAAAAUCAAAGGUUCGCUUAAAGUCAGCUCCAAUUUCAUAUGUCACCUAAAAAGUAAACAUCCAGAUGUUUAUAAAGAAUUUUUAAAACAAAAAUCAGAAACCAGCGUUCCUCGUUGUGUAAGGAAAAGUGAAGGAACGCAUAGCAUACGCCAAGAAAAUGGACCGUAUCCUACGGAAACUACUUUAUUAACUAGUUCAACAAAAAGCGAAAAACAAGAUCAAUUUCACUAUAAAUUACUGGAUUUUUUAAUUGGAACUUGUCAACAAUUUUCUUUGGUGGAAUCAGCGUAUUUUAUUGACCUGCUGGCAUAUUGCAAUAUGCCAGUGCAACUAAAGCCAGCUGAGUAUUACAAGCAACUCGUGAAAGAUGCUUGCAUACUCAAAAAAAAUGCAUUGGCUAACUUUUUUACACAAACGCCCUGCUACUUAUGCUUAUCAGUGGACACAUGGUGUAUUAGUAAUUACGUGUAUACUGGUAUCGCUUGCCAUUGGAUAGAUGAGCUAUUUCAAAGGCAAUCAUCUAUGCUAAGCUGCAGACGCUCUAAUCAAUCUGACGAUCUUGAGAAAGACAUAAAUGAAACGAUACAAAAUAUUCAGCAAACUUUCGCCUUGAAAUCAGAAAAAAUAGUGACCAUUUUAUGUUAUAAUAUACGAAAUUGUGAGGACUUGUUUCGAAAACAUUGCUUAAAUGUGGAGUCAUUCAAAAGCGAAAACGUUGCAAAUGAUGUGAAAUUUUUGAGUUUGUCUCGACAUGACAGUAUGGAUGUUUUGAGUCUACAUAAAAUAUGGUGUGAUGACCUUGUAACAUUGCUUACCGAAGAGAAGCGCACGCUACAUGCAAAUGUUUGGGAAAAGUGCUGUUCCCUUUGGCAAUUCUCACAAGAUUUCAAGUAUCAUCACGACAUUCUGAACAUAUUAGAUGCUAAGCUUACACCUCCCUCUCUACUCAACUUAACUAGCGUAUAUAGUUCUCUGAAACAACUGUUAGGAUUUAAAAGUAAGCUUUCAUUGCUUUGCCAACUUUUCGGAAAAACGGAUUUAACUCUUACGGAAAUAGAAUAUAUAGAAGAAUUGGUUUUGAUCUACGAACCAUGGGCUUCAGCCUUUGAGUUUCUAAAUUUACCUCAAAAUCAAUACUAUGGUUGCUUUCUGCCCACAUUAGUAACAUUGAAAGUUAAGUUAAUUAAAUUGCAUAACAGUCAGCGUUUGCGUCUACUUCAAGAUUUGUUAUGGCAACUUAAAGAAAAAUUGCUGCAGCAAUUUAAACCGUAUUACGAAUUGAACGAAAGUAUUUACGAAGCAAUAUUAGCUGCGAUAUCUUACCCUCCUGUUAAAACGCGAUUUUUGAUGGGUUUACAAGACACUAGUGUAGGAUACAAUUUUCAAGUACGCUCUCUACUAUUGAGAUACGGCAGAGAUUAUCAUACUAAUCCGGAGAAUCCUACAGACUUAGCUAAAGCUGAUCUCCACCAACCAACUCUAUAUAGUUUAACCUCUGCAACGGAUUUCUUUGAUUUUGGUGAUAACGCGCAGUGCGUUGAUCCUGAUUUAAUGGUUCCUGUUACCUUAAAACUCGAGAUUGACUCGUAUUUGGCUGACAUGGAUUAUUCUUUAACUUCAUUGCAAAAAUAUCCAACAAUAAGACAUUUGUUUUUUCGUUUUAAUACUCCACUCCCUUCACCAGCCAUCAUUCAUCGUUCAUUUUCUCCAGCGGAGAUCCUAAAAAGCAGUAAAUUAUCCCCAUCGUUGGAUCAUGAGCAAUUUGAAGACGUGUACUUUUAUUGUCAUUAUUUUAUCAAUAAAUAAAUUUAUAACUAGGAGAACUCGCACUUGA
Glossina fuscipes is the source of this 2889-nucleotide messenger RNA. RefSeq lists its product as uncharacterized. Bases 747 to 2861 code for a protein of 704 amino acids. The transcript has 5 exons. NCBI's taxonomy places the organism in Eukaryota, Metazoa, Arthropoda, Insecta, Diptera, Glossinidae. The record is from RefSeq and is a predicted model, not a curated record.